Molecule: messenger RNA, 767 nt
Organism: Phalaenopsis equestris
Lineage: Eukaryota; Viridiplantae; Streptophyta; Magnoliopsida; Asparagales; Orchidaceae
Product: NADPH:quinone oxidoreductase-like
Exons: 3
Coding region: 60-641 (193 amino acids)
Cellular component (GO): cytosol
Molecular function (GO): FMN binding; oxidoreductase activity
Source: RefSeq, a predicted model, not a curated record
UAGCUUUAGCAGAGAGAGGAACGCAUCCAAGCUGUGAGGGAAGAAGGAAGGCUGCAAUAAUGGCAGCUAUCCAAGCAAUCAAAGUCGCAGCAAUCUGCGGCUCACUUCGCAAGGCCUCCUUCAAUCGUGGUCUCAUACGAAGCGCAAUUGAGCUCUGCAACGAGUCUAUUGAAGGGAUGCAGAUCGAGCACGUCGACAUCUCCCCGCUUCCUCUGCUUAACACCGAUCUUGAGGUCAACGGCGUUUAUCCUCCCGCCGUCGAGUCCUUUCGCAGCAAGAUCUUAGCAGCCGACAGCAUCCUCUUUGCUUCCCCGGAGAACAAUUACUCUUUUUCUGCCCCUCUUAAGAAUGCAAUUGACUGGGCGUCUCGGCACCCAAAUGUCUGGGCCGACAAGCCGGCAGCCAUUGUCAGUGCUGGAGGAGGCUUCGGAGGUGGAAGAUCUCAAUAUCAUCUGCGCCAGGUCGGGGUUUUCCUCGAUCUUCAUUUCAUCAACAACCCUGAACUAUUUGUUCAGGCAUUCCAACCUCCAAGGAAGUUUGAUGAUGAAGGAAAUCUCAUUGAUCUUGAAAUAAAGGAGAGGUUGAAGAAGGUUCUUUUAUCAUUGCAAGCCUUUACUCUGAGGAUUCAGAAGAAAAUUUAACUAUAUUUGUUGAAUUGUCUUCCUAAGUUUGAAUGCUAUUGUGUUUUGGAUAUUACUUUAAUCCAUGCUAUUUACUUAUUCAAAUAUGGUUGCAUACCUCACAUAAUUUUCCUCAUGCCUUAUGUU